AUGACUGAACCAAUAGUGACUGAACCAAUAGUGACUGAACCAAUAGUGACUGAACCAAUAGUGACUGAACCAAUAGUGACUGAACCAAUAGUAACUGAACCAAUAGUAACUGAACCAAUAGUAACUGAACCAAUAGUGACUGAACCAAUAGUGACUGAACCAAUAGUGACUGAACCAAUGCUGACUGAACCAAUAGUGACUGAACCAAUAGUGACUGAACCAAUAGUGACUGAACCAAUAGUGACUGAACCAAUAGUGACUGAACCAAUAGUGACUGAACCAAUAGUGACUGAACCAAUAGUGACUGAACCAAUAGUGACUGAACCAAUAGUGACUGAACCAAUAGUGACUGAACCAAUAGUGACUGAACCAGUGACUGAACCAAUAGUGACUGAACCAAUAGUGACUGAACCAAUAGUGACUGAACCAAUAUGA
Homarus americanus (American lobster) is the source of this 435-nucleotide messenger RNA. RefSeq names its product 36.4 kDa proline-rich protein-like. The record is from RefSeq and is a predicted model, not a curated record. The coding region runs from base 1 to 435 and encodes 144 amino acids. The transcript has 2 exons. Lineage: Eukaryota; Metazoa; Arthropoda; Malacostraca; Decapoda; Nephropidae.